AUGACAUUCUCACAGUACAAAUUUCCCAGGAAUUUAAUCAGCGCUCAUGUGAAAAGGAAAAUUCAACGGAAACUCGAUCUAUUGUAUGGAAGCGUUUCAGGUUUCUGCGGCAUGGUAUUUGGUACCAAGGGAUUGCAUGAACAAAACAUGGCUUGCUGCAUUGAUAAGGGUACCGUUGGCAUCGCUGUCGAGGGCUGCAGGCUGCGCCGGCGCAGAUUGCGGGGUGGGCCGCUACAUAAACUGGCCCCCGCGCCGCGCGGCCUUCAGUCUCACUUGCAACUUGUUAUUGCUUGUACGCCUCAGCAACACCCAUUCUCGCGCUGCUUAAUCGAGCGUCAACACGCGAGUGUCCAAACGCGCCCUUUCUCUCACGCAGUGUAUUCGUGCUUCGGUACGUGA
This is a messenger RNA of Leptosia nina, 399 nucleotides long. Lineage: Eukaryota; Metazoa; Arthropoda; Insecta; Lepidoptera; Pieridae. The record is from the annotation of a GenBank genome assembly.